AUGCAACUGUUGCAACUUCGUCAUGAGAAAGGCAAUGAAAUUCUUGAACUCCAAUGCAACCUUGAGAAGAAAAAGAAUGAGUAUCAUGCAAAUCAGACCAGAAACUACAACCAUUGCCAAGAACAAAAAGAACCACUGAGGAUAGUUGACUGUUCUUACAGGUUUCAUGGACCAAGUGGCAUAUUUCACCUGCCACCUCUCAGGUGUAAGUCUGGUUGGCAGGGAGAGCUGUGUGAUAAGUGCAUUCCGUUUCCUGGCUGUUUACAUGGGACCUGCACCAAAUCUUGGGAGUGUGUAUGUAAGGAGGGCUGGGCAGGCAGCCUCUGCGACACAGCUUCUCACAGUUGCUCACCUGCACAGCCCUGUGCUAAUAAUUCUACAUGCGUAGAGAGUGAAGAUGGUGGUUACAUAUGUAUCUGUGGACAGGAGUUUAUAGGAAGCCAUUGUCAACUCAGGAAAGAGUCCUGCUACAUCAAUGGGCCACUUUGUCAGAAUGGAGGAAGUUGCUUGGAUGAUAAUGGGUUUGCAGUCAAGGAUUACUGCUUAUGCAUGCCUGGUUUUACGGGGGACUUCUGUGAAAUAAGCAUCAAUAACUGCAACCCAAACCCUUGUGCAAACAAUGGAACAUGCACAGAUCUGGUUUCUGGAUUUAGCUGUUUUUGCCCUGUUGGAUUCACUGGCAAGACCUGUGAUUAUUCAAUCACAUCUUGCCUUAGCCAUCCAUGUCGAAAUGGAGGCACUUGCCAUGAUCAUCCUAGGGGAGGUUUUGAUUGCACGUGCUUGCCUGAAUACGGAGGAGAAACCUGCCAACAUCAAACAUUUGAGAGUGUUAAUCAUGAUGCAAAGCAAAAUGUGCAUGCAAGAACAGGUUGGGUCAGGCGUGGCAAGUCUUUCCAUCCACCAUUGCAUGCCUCUCCAAGAUCAACACAUCAACAAGAUAAUGGGAUGCUCAAGAUCACAGUCAAAGAAACCAUCCACAAAUCCAACACACUGCUCAAUAGUAGCCAAGUGAUCUGCUUUACUGUGCUUGGAUUAUUGACAUGUCUUGUGAUCCUGGGCACUACAGGGAUUAUCUUCUUCUCCAAGUGUGAAAUAUGGAUGGCAAAUGCUAAAUAUAGACAUCUCCUCUGGAAACAGAAAAAGCAUCUUCUCCAAGAUAAAAACGAAGACCUUUCAGUCACAAUUAUAUUUCCAAAUGUGAAUAAAUUGACAAACUAUGGAAAAAACUAUACAUCUAUCUGA
Messenger RNA from Carcharodon carcharias (great white shark), 1242 nucleotides. Its product is annotated as protein delta homolog 1. The transcript is spliced from 5 exons. Gene Ontology annotation, biological process: establishment or maintenance of epithelial cell apical/basal polarity; heterophilic cell-cell adhesion. The record is from RefSeq and is a predicted model, not a curated record. The coding region runs from base 1 to 1242 and encodes 413 amino acids. Gene Ontology annotation, cellular component: protein-containing complex; plasma membrane. Gene Ontology annotation, molecular function: calcium ion binding. NCBI's taxonomy places the organism in Eukaryota, Metazoa, Chordata, Chondrichthyes, Lamniformes, Lamnidae.